Molecule: messenger RNA, 585 nt
Organism: Miscanthus lutarioriparius
Lineage: Eukaryota; Viridiplantae; Streptophyta; Magnoliopsida; Poales; Poaceae
Source: the annotation of a GenBank genome assembly
AUGCGGCCACCGAGAGGGCGCGGCGGCGGGGGCCGGUUCGGCGGUGGUGGAGGCCGGGGCGGCGGCGGCGGCCGGUUCGGCGGUGGAGGCCGCGGUGGCGGCGGGGGGCGGUUCGGCGGCGGGUUCCGCGACGAGGGCCCACCCGCGGAGGUCGUCGAGGUGUCGACGUUCCUGCACGCCUGCGAGGGGGAGGCGGUGACGAAGCUCACCAACGAGAAGGUGCCCUACUUCAACGCGCCCAUCUAUCUGCAGAACAAGACCCAGAUCGGCAAGGUCGAGGAGAUCUUCGGCCCCAUCAACGAAUCCUAUUUCUCUGUGAAGAUGAUGGAUGGGAUCAUUGCAACAUCAUACAAGGAAGGCGACAAGUUCUAUAUCGACCCAAUGAAAUUGCUCCCUCUCUCGCGCUUCCUGACGCAACCAAAGGGACAAUCUCAAGGAGCACCUAGAGGUGGCGGCCGUGGUGGAAGGGGUGGUGGCCGAGGCCGUGGGGGUGGUUCUUUCCGUGGCGGCAGAGGACCACCAAGGGGUGGUGGCAGAGGUCGGGGUGGAGGUCGUGGUGGUUUUAGAGGGCGAGGCAGGUUCUAG